UCAGUGUGUGACUGGUUAAUCUGCCUGGGCUCAGUAAAUGCGAGUUCUCCUGUAAUCCUGGGUAUUGGGAGAGCAGUUGGUGAACCUGGUGGGCGGUAGGACCGCGAAGGAGCCAGGAGAGCUGCAGACAGACAAUGCACCAACCCUGCAGGGAGGGAGCUGGAUUCCUCCCAAAGCUGACAUUCCUUGAAGGUCCUCAGAGACAGAGAGCAUCUUUAGAAACCUGUGAGAAGACGCCUGGCAUCUGGUGCCCAUUCUGGGGGGAGAUGCCCUUUCUGCAGUGGGUAUAUACACACUGAAAUCACCAUGCACCAUCCUUGGCAUCUUAUCUUGGGGUUCCUGUGCUCCGUCUCUGCAAAUGCGGAGGAAUCCCAUUCUGAAGGCCUCUCGUCCACCUCAUUGUUGGAUUUAUCCCCAUCCCACUUGAGGGGUGUAGACUCGGUAGAACAUGAGGUUGAAGGAUACCAAGAUCCAGACAUCAUCCAAGAAUUUCUACACACUCAUCAAGGCUCUGGUUUCUCCAGCCAAGAAACUGAGGAGUCCACCAUUUUACAAUCCUCACAGUUGUUUAGUGAUGAUGAAGAGAGACAGGUGAAUGGGACCAGUGACAGUAACAGUGCACUACAGACAGAUUACCCACCUACCACCUUCAGCGAUGGCACUAUUCACGGUGAAAACAGAAGCAACUCCCCAAAUCAAAACCAAGAAACAUCAACAUCAUGGUUGUCCACAGACUCAGGAGAAUUGCCCAGACAUGUUUCUACCAAGACCUUAGCAGAGGAAGAAAACAUACACCCAGCAACAAACCAUAGUGAUGUCUCUGAACAUCCAGAUCAUGAGUGGACAGUAUUCACAGUCACGUCUGGUACUCCUGAACAGCCAACACCCAGGCCACCUAGAAAGACCAAGAAGCAUUCAGCAUCGAGGAAACAUCAUGCCAACCACAACCCAAAAUCUGUGCCCCAGACAGAACAUCCUUUGGAUUCCCUUUUAAACGUAGAUGACACUCAUGCAUUCAUAGAUGAGGAUAUCAAAAGCAUGCCAACUCACUCUACUCAAGAAAAAGAAAAUGUGAAUCUGCCAAAGCUGUUUACCCAAUGGGAUAAGAGCAGUACACAGAAAGUUGUUCCUACUGAGUUACAGUGGGGGUCAGAGCAGGUAAUCUGUAAUGACUGGAUUAACCUUGCUGGGAAGAAUUAUGUCAUUCUCAACAUGUCCGAUGACAUUGAUUGUGAGCAGUUUAGAUGGCAGAAAGGGCAACAGCUGUUGUCCUUGCUGGAAGAGGCUUUGUCAUGGAAAGCAGAGACACCCCAAAAAGACUGGGUCAUAUCCCUGAGCAAGCCUAACGAAAAUGACAAUCACUUACUAAUGACAAUCACAGAAGAGCAACGCGUGGUUCCAAUAAAAGAUGUUUUCACAGCUCUCGGGGACAUUAAAAUGAGUCUUGCAGAGAUUGGAAUUGAGAGCUACUCCAGCACAGUGGUCUGUGAAUCGCGCCCUAACCAGCCCCGCAGUGAUUAUGGAAAGCUCUUUGUCGUUUUGGUCAUUAUUGGAUCUGUCUGUGUCAUGAUCAUCAUUGCAGGAAUUAUUUAUAUCUGCUGGCAGAGGCGCUUGCCCAAAUUGAAAAAUAUGGAGCUGCACUUUGUUGAGAAUGGCUGCCAUGAUAACCCAACGCUGGAUGUAGCAACUGAUGCCCAGUCAGAGAUGCAAGAGAAAAAGACAAGUCUUAACGGUGGCACAUCUCACCGUGCAGAUGGCUGGGAAACGUUAAUCAAUACAAACUCCAAGGAGGAAACAGAGGCAGUGGAGGAAGACACACACCUGUAGAGAUAAAAAAGAGUUUGCCGCCCUGCUGGCGAUGGGGAUAAAGGAGGUUUUAGAUCACAUUAGGCACCUUGACGCCAUAGGCUUUCAAUUCAAAAACUUAAGAAAUAAUAGUUCCAACCUUUUUAUAAUUGGUCAAAUCAUAACUAAAACUGUAGAAGCUAGCAUUUGAAAACAAAAUUUUAUUCCCUUUAUAAGCCUAGAUAAAAUAAAAUAAUAAAAACAAAAAAACAAAAAAAAAACACAGCAACAUUCCCUGAAAUGAGAAAACAAAAAAGACUGAAAACUUCUGCUCCCUUCCCUGACCUGGCGUACGAGGUUCCAAAAUGCUGCUUCCUUCCCUAACCUGGAUGAAAAAAGAAAAUGUAAAUGCUUUCCUUGACCCGAGCAAGAUAUUCUGCUCUCUUCACUGACUUUGGCCAAUAAAAGCCAAAACGUCUGUCUGCUGCAUUCUCCUACAUGAGGGGAAAGAAUAUAAAAUAAUAUUUUCCUUCCUGGGCCAAAAAAGAAAAUAUUUUUUCUCCUUGCCUGACCUGCCAGUAUUGGCCAUAAAACAUUUAAGGUCAAGUUGUCAUAGUUAAAAGAUCAAUGGGAAGCAAACAGGCCCUGUGAAGUUAUUCCCACAACUUCACCUCCUAGUUGCUUCAGUGAUCCACCCAUAAUAAAUUGGGAAAGAGUGUAACUGUAUAAAUUGUGCCAGGUAGUGUCUGGAAUUCAAAUCUUCCCAGAUCCAGAUCAGUCGGCAGUUUGUAUUUACACUGGCAAUGUUUAUUAUGGCACCUUAAUUUUCCAAAUAUGUUUCUGGUGUUUUCUCAGAAAACAGAGGUGCAAAUUCAGCUAUUUACUAACCUAGCUAUGGUACGCUUGGGAAAAAUAAUUUCAUCACUCUAGAUAACCCAUUAGGGCUUCAGAGUGAUGGCUCUGUAGACCAGACAACACAUAAUACAUAGCAUGGUUGCUUGGUUUCCUAGCUAAAUACACAAGCUGUUGGAUUUUUCCUGGACAAAAGCAUUGCGUUCAUUCUUACAAUUGUGUAACGUUCGUCUAUCUCCCAAGUCAGAACUAAGUCUACAGCACGAAAUAUAGGAACUAUCUAUUUCCGUUGAUCUUGGCUGGCACAUCUGUUUGAAGAUAAUUAUUCUGUGAAUCGUAUUAACAAUGGAAGUUUUGUGAUUGUGCAAUUUUCAAAUGGAAGUUUUGUGAUUGUGCAAAGUGAAGAGCAUAAACGUGGCCACGUUUAAAGCAGUGAUAUAGAACGUAGAUCCCUGUUGCCUGAAACACGAGUACGUAAGCCUGCGGAGAAGAACACAAAUUGAGCACCUUAAAUACUACAUCAGUGACUAACUGUAAUCAUGCACUAUGUGGCAAAAUCGCACUAGUCUGUGUUCUUAGACGGCAAUAUACUUUUUACAUAAUGAUUGCUGCAGUGCAACCAUCACCAGAUGUUAACAUUAAUAAAUAGAGCAUGAAAUGGAUUUCUGUACAGCUGAACUUCUUUCAUAAAUAUGACAGUAUGCUUGUGGCACCAAAUCACCCCACUCCUCCCCUCUUUUGAUUUCUGAGCUUUACAAUAAAUUGCAAAGAUAUAUAAAUAUGCAAAAUGAGUCCCUUGCAUGCUGGGAAAUAAUGUUCUCAGCACAAGAGCCAGAUUUUAAAGGAAAGUGCAAUUGAGAAUGUAUUAAAAAGUAGCCAAUUAAAAAAUCAAAUAGGUAACAUAACAUGUAACAUAAUACACAUGGAGAGAGUGAUUCAAAUGUUAUGCUCUAUUGAUUAAUGUAUUUUUUUUAUUAGGUGACGGAACACACUAAAGUUGUAAACACUAAAGCGAAAUGCUACUACAGAGAUCUUAUUAUGGAGCUUGCAAUCUAACUGGUAUAAUAUUACAGAUAUAUAUUUGUGCAUUUGAAUCUGAGUGUGUAUCUAAGAUUGUAUGUUUUUGUAUUGCUAGUGGUAUUUUUCUGCUUGUUUGUAAGCACAGCUACUCACUCUAUAGGUUAUUAUGACAAAGUCUGUAUGAAGCACUAAUGCAAUGUAUUCCAGUAUCCAGUACCACACUCAAAUUGCCCAUGCUCACUGGCUCACCAGACACCAGUUUAAAUUGUGUGGGUGCUAAAUAAUUAAAAGAUAUAUGAUGCUGGA
Molecule: messenger RNA, 3963 nt
Organism: Pelobates fuscus (common spadefoot toad)
Lineage: Eukaryota; Metazoa; Chordata; Amphibia; Anura; Pelobatidae
Gene: PODXL2
Product: podocalyxin like 2
Exons: 9
Coding region: 307-1827 (506 amino acids)
Biological process (GO): leukocyte tethering or rolling
Source: RefSeq, a predicted model, not a curated record